Molecule: messenger RNA, 1498 nt
Organism: Microcebus murinus (gray mouse lemur)
Lineage: Eukaryota; Metazoa; Chordata; Mammalia; Primates; Cheirogaleidae
Gene: C10H12orf42
Product: chromosome 10 C12orf42 homolog
Source: RefSeq, a predicted model, not a curated record
AGGGCGCUCGGAACCGCGCCGCGCCCCCAGGGACCGUGCAGGGUGGGCCAGCUCCGGUGGAGGAGGCUGCUGGAGGCGCGCCGGGGACAGGGCCUAUGCUGCUCCAGGGAGUUGAACUCACCAAAUGAAUGUCUGUGGUGACAUGCAUGAAGCAAAGAGAGAAGCAUCCUCUUUGGUGCCUAAAAAUCAGACUGUUGGCAAACAGGAUGCAGUGGCCGAGGCUAGAAAUGGCUGCCGAGAGCUUUGCGUUAAGAAGGGUUCUGAAGAUUCAUCUGGACUAGCAGAAAAGAAAGAAAGUGGAAUGACGAAAUGCCCUUCCUACCUCCCCAUUGUGAGCAGUGUGACCCUGUGGGAGAGAAGCGUCCCCCGAGCUGAUCACAGCCCUCGUUAUGAAAGAAUCACCUUGCCCUGCUCCAGAUUCAUUACUCACAUGAAGAAUUUCUCUGACUCUCUGAAAUUUAAUAGUCUACGCUUUCUACAUCUUCAAGGAAGGAUUCCGAGUCCAAUGGCAUAUAAAAGACUACUUUGCACUCACCAGUAUAUAAUCCCCGGGUCUUCUGUAAGCACAGUUUCUUGUGAAGAAGAAAGCUACAGAGAAGCCUGUUCCUCCCCAACACCAUCCAUCGAAACAGAUGAGGCCCCCCUGAUCUUUACUGUUGAGGAAGAGAUUAAGAAUGGAGCCAAAGGAGCAUCCAAGCUGGCCUGGAACAGUCCAUUUGUGUGGCAGUCAAUGGCACAAAAGCCUAUCCAGCCAUUCUCGGUAAAUCCUGUUCACCUGGAGGCUGUCGGCAUGCACAUCAAUAGACACAGGAGACUUCAGAACCAGCCCUUGACUGAUUCCAAGGGAAAUGCUGGUGCCGGCAGGAGACCCUCCACCGCCUUCAGCCUCGGCAGCGUCCCCGGCCCCGCCGCGAGACGGCCCUUCUCCGCCAUGGGCCUGUACCGGAGGAGCCAGACCCCGCUGUCGCCGCCGAGCGCCAGGCACAGCCCCUUGGAGCCCGAGCUGGAGGAGUGGGCGGCGGGCGCCCUGGCGCCCCGCGACGCGCAAGGCGGGCUCUGGGGCGCGUCCGGAAACGCGGCCGGAAGAGGCGCGGUUGCCAUGGCACCGGAGAUGCUCCCCAAGCAUCCCCAGCCCCCGGGGGAAAGGAGGCCCGGGGCAGACCCCUCCCUGCACGGCGACCUGGCAGGGGAGCCCCUUCCUCUGCUGGCCGGUCCUCUCACCCAGUUCCCCUCCAAGAGGUUAAUAAAGGUCUGCUCCGCGGCGCCCCCCCGCCCGCCCCGGCGCUUCCACACGGUGUGUUCACAGGCCCUGCCGAGGCCGGUGGUGAAUGCUCACUUGCACUGACCGCUGCGCGGGGAUUGUUCCGCGGGGGCGGCCCGUCUCCCGGUCAAUGCCUGCGCAGAACAACAGACAGGGCCUCAGAUGGACUGGUUUCCACAGGACCAUUGUCAGGCUUUUGUGAAGCAGUUUUGAACCUAAUAAAUAAUGUCAAAAGUC